This is a messenger RNA of Aspergillus fijiensis CBS 313.89, 1791 nucleotides long. RefSeq lists its product as uncharacterized. Bases 1 to 1791 code for a protein of 596 amino acids. The record is from RefSeq and is a predicted model, not a curated record. The transcript has a single exon. NCBI's taxonomy places the organism in Eukaryota, Fungi, Ascomycota, Eurotiomycetes, Eurotiales, Aspergillaceae.
AUGCCUUGCAUUUCCUCGCGACCAAUAACUCUCCCCAAUUUCAUCUCUCGUCUCCGGGAUCAAGCCAUUGAAACGGCCGAAAGAGAGGCGUUGCAGGCCUGGGGCACGACUGCCGUCGAUGCCUGCCUCAGCACGUCUAGCAUACCGCAGUUGGCAUGGGAGGCUGCCCGUCUAUCGGAAGUGCUGGUCCCCAAUGGGUGGAUCAAGCUGCUGCGAAAUCUCGUCAACGCGAUCAUUGUCGGCAGCACAGAUGGCACUUCGCUUUCUCCGGUUCUUCUACGAUCGCUGGCAUUCAUGGUUCGACAGCGAGAGGGCCAGUGGUCGCCGGAGAGCACGGAGAUUCUGGGAGCCCUGUUCUCAAGCCUGAAAGUGCGAUUGGAGCAAGUAGAUAGACUGGGUGGAUCGGUGGAUCGGAAAUAUGAACUGGUCUGCGUGCUAGGGGUGGUGAUCGACGCCAUGGUCGACAUCGGCGUGUCGGAUAUCAGCCACGAACGAUUAUACAAGCCGUUGAUUGCCCUGCUCGAUGGCUUCAGUCACGAUCGUGACCUUCAUGUGGCCCAGGCUGCCGCCUACACCGGACAAGCCUUGCGGGGGAUCCAGGAUGAUGAUACCGUCGGCAAAGCAUCCUUGCGGGGGCUGCUGCGGGCCAUCGACCUCGCAAUGGCCGUUUCCGGCGCGGUCUCCUCUGUGGAUCCGAGCAAAAUCUGGGAGGCAGUCAAGUCUGGCAUAGAUGGAGCUUCGCGACUCCGAGACUUCACCUGGGACAUGUUCAAGAAGCGGACGGGGAAGUCUUGGUAUACCGCCCUACGAGCGACCAGUAUCCUCAUACACACCCGGUCCUGGGAUGAGCUGAGCAAUUUCAUCCAACAGGCAGAAUGUAGAGCCAACAAGGACUUUCUUUGCGGCUUGUAUGCCCAACUGGAUCUCAUCAGCCAGCUUGUCCCUCCGGAUCAGAUACAACACAUCUAUAAGAGCAUUCCCGAAAGCAAGUAUGACCGUGUUCAAGCCUGGAAAAUGCACACUGUUUGUGCGAUCAAGGAACAAACCACCCCCCCUGAGCAAAAACUAGCCAGUACACUUAAGAGAACGAAAAUAUACGAUUGGUCACUCAAAUCCUGCGGAUGGGAGGACGUCAGACAUGACCUUUCUGAUAACGGCAGCGCCCUCCUCGAUGAUUCCUACCGGAAAUGCAUGCCGGCUCGAGAAUAUUACACCAUGAAUGCUUUGUUGGAGUUUUACUCUCAGGACGAUGAUAAAAGACUGCAGAUCCAGCGUCUAUCUGGGGCUAGACUCCCUAUGAAUCACUGUUACAUCAACCUCAACGUCGUGGACUCCGAUCAAGGCGAUGAGGUGCCGCUGGAAAGCCUGUUUGACUAUAGGGAACAAGGUGGCAGGAAUAUCCGGCCGAAAAAAAUUUUCAUUGAAGGACAGGCAGGUGUUGGCAAAACCACGCUUUGCAAGAAAGUCGUUCACGAUUUUUUGUAUCGAAAUCUGUGGUCCGAUUGCUUCGACUGGAUUUUGUGGCUGCCACUGCGACAUCUCAAGGGUAAACAUGCCGAUUCUUAUUCCAUUAAAGACCUAUUUCACCACGAGUACUUCUCCCAGCACCAGGAUUCGGAGCUCUUGGCAGACACCUUGGGUUCAAUCGUAGCCCGGAAUAGCGCUCGGGUGCUCUGGCUGUUGGAUGGCCUAGAUGAAAUCUCCCAAGACUGGGAUGCCGAUUCACCUAUGGGCCGCUUUUUGCAAACUCUGUUCAAGCAGCCUCAAACCAUUAUCAGUUCACGUCCAUAA